AUGAUAAUUCAAUAUUUAUUCAUUGUCUUUUUGAGUUUUAUUUUUGCUUAUGGAACACAAUGGCCUGUUCCAUAUGAACGUGUAACAAGUCGUCCAACAAAUAAUCCAUAUUGUCAAGCAGGUCUUAUUGCAUUUUGUCCAACUGGUAAAGGUGAAGAUGCAAUGAUUUAUGCACAAGAUGAUAAUGAUAUUAUUGAAAUAUUUGCACUUAAAAAACCAGUAUGGUCAUUUAAAUUUGGAGAUUUAUUGGCUAAAUUUAAAAUUAUGCAUGAUGCAUUAGGUUUUCGUAGUCAAAAAACAGGUCAAAAUUGGACAAUGGAAUGGUAUGAAUUAGAUCAACUAUUUAAUUGUACAUUUCCACAUGUACUUCAAAAUGAUUCAUUUAUAUGGUGUGAUCAAGGUGCUUUAUGUGUUUAUGAAGGAAUUGUUGAUUCCUUAUGGAAUGGUUCAUCGGAUUUAAGCAUGUUGAAAAAAGUUGGUCAAAUGAGUGGUAAAAAUUAUAAUACUUGGGCAUCAUGGGCUGUGAGUGAUAAUAAUACUGGUGUCUAUUAUGAAACAUGGACAGUCUAUUCCGAUAUUGGUCCUAAUGCAACAAUGUAUUUCGAUUCAUAUGAUUGUGCUAGUUUUGUUAUUCGUGGAUUAAAUCAACUGUAUCGUUAUGGUGCUCAAAUGUUACCAAAUAUUCAUUUGAAUUAUACACGUAUAAAUAUUUAUUCAUAUGAACCUCAAUUACUUGGUACAUAUAAUCAAAUAGUUCAAAAUAAAACUCUUCAUGAAGAUUUUAUUAAUUUUUAUCGUAAUUUUGAUUCAAAAAAACCAACAACAGGAGAAUGGAUUAAAUCUUUAAUAGAAAUUUAUGAAACAUUUUUUCUAACACGACGUUUCUAUUUAUAUUUCAAUAAUGUUUAUUGGUAUAUGAAAUUAAAAGAAACAACACCACUUAAAAUAACAUUUUAUGAAAAUCCAAUUAGUUCUGUUUUGAACAAUUAA
Messenger RNA from Rotaria sp. Silwood2, 990 nucleotides. The record is from the annotation of a GenBank genome assembly. Lineage: Eukaryota; Metazoa; Rotifera; Eurotatoria; Philodinida; Philodinidae.